AUGGCUGGGUGCUCACCCCCAGUGAUGCGCUGGGCUGUCCGCACCACCCUUUGUAGGGACUUCCGGUGCAGUUGCCAUACCAGUCAUGAUGCGCUCAAUGAGGAGAAUGAGCUGCGGGAGAAGCUUCGCCUCGAACAGCUAUCUGACCACAAACGCAAUGAUGUCACUACCUACUCAUCCCCCGUCCAGAUGAACUAUGUGACCCGAGCAGAAGACUCCUGCCCCUACUCAGAGCGCUGCCCCGCCUUUGUCCCGCCCCCACUGCCGCCCCCCUCCAUGACUACACAGGUCUGCCCCCCACCGUCCCAACCCCCUCUUCCACCACCCUGUCCCCCCCAGGCUGGGGCAGCACCCCACCUGGCCUCCCCCAGGAGGGACCCUCACUCUCCAGGGCAGGGCCACCAGGGACAGGGUGUGCUUUUGGCUCUCUCUCCUCAGAUUGUUUCCCCUCAAUCUGGAACCCAUAAACUGCUGCAGAAGCGACAACAGCAGUCUCCCCAGCUGGUGCAAUCCUACCCUGGCUCCAUCGUCUCAGCCUCCCAGCUGCAUUCCUUACUCCCCCAGCCAGGGCCCCCCCAGACUCCGUGCGGAGGCCAGACCAGCCCUGUUGGGGGCCGAGGCAGCCCCCCUGACCUAGACGGGAAGAAGAGGCCUGGAGGGGCAGGGACAAGAGAAGUACAUAACAAGCUUGAGAAAAACAGACGUGCUCACCUGAAAGAGUGCUUUGACACCCUGAAGAAAAACAUCCCCAAUGCAGACGAGAAGAAGACCUCUAACCUCAGUGUCCUGAGGAGCGCCCUCCGAUAUAUACAGACGUUGAAGCGCAAGGAAAAGGAGUAUGAGCAUGAGAUGGAGAGACUGGCGCGGGAGAAGAUCGUUACUCAGCAGCGAUUGGCUGAGCUGAAGAACGAGCUGAGCCAAUGGAUGAAUGUCAUGGAGAUCGACCGUGUUCUCAGACAGACGUUUCAACCAGAAGACGACCAGGCUUCUACCUCUACUGCCUCAGAGGGUGAAGACGACAUGGAUGAAGAGAAUGUUCCGGCAGAACCGACAGCCUUACCCACCAUGCCUCAACAAGCCAUACAGCCUGAGUUGUGCAAGACUGUGACCUCCACUCCCAUAACCCCCACUACCUCCAUCCUCACCCAACACAUCUCCAGCCAACACAAGGCCCAAACAUACCCCCAGCCCCAGCUUCACCCCCACCUGCUGUCAGCCCUGCCUGUCUCAGCUACGUUCUCCACCCCAACAUCCAGCAUCACCACCACCCCUAUCCAGGCCCUCCUAUCGACCCACACACACAUCGUAACCUCCCCUAGCACCCUCUUCCCUGCCCACACACACAUCGUAACCUCCCCUAGCACCCUCUUCCCUGCCCACACACACAUCGUAACCUCCCCUAGCACCCUCUUCCCGGCCCACACACACAUCGUAACCUCCCCUGGCAACCUCUUCCCGGCUCACACACACAUGGUAAAGGCCCCCAGCCUGCAGCCCACGGUCAUCGCCCACGGCUCGGCUUCCCACGCCUCCGUCAUCCAGGCCGUCAACCACGUCAUCCAGGCCCAGACUUCAUCUGGAGGAGCCAAGCACCUCACCCACCUAGCCCCCUCCUCCUCAGCCUCCAUGCAGCUGGCCCCAGGUCACCACCAGCCCAUCGGACACAUCACCGUCCACCCUGUUACCCACCGGGGCAAGCACCAUUUACCCACCAUCUACCCCCAACCUGUGGCUGUCACCCAGCCAGCCAUGGUGGGCCACAUCACCCAUACCAUCACACAUGCCCAGGUCAAUGGUACUGUCCCCAACCAGAGCACAACCACCAUCAUGGGAAAGCAGAUGGGAGUUGGUGCCCAGAUGGUGGCACAUCACCCACAGCUGCUGAACCCUGUAACUAUGGUGACCAUGCCCUCAUUCCCCGUUAGCACUUUGAAGCUAGCCUGAUUUCUGAACCAGGCCAGAGCCAUCCUGAAGCUAGCCUGAGAACCAAGUACAUGAACAGGCCACACCCACCCUGAGGUGGCCGGAGUCAGACCUGGAGACCAUCUGCCCCAGAGCAGACCAGCCGAAGAGGAGCCAGCCCAGACUCCGAGCCCAAGGCAGGCCCGGACGAGGCAGGCACCAGGACUACUGUACUGACAAACAAAUGGAAAAGUCUUCAUACUGAACGCAGUCCCUAUAUUCACUGAUGAAUCACAAGCUGCAUUAUUAACUAACCUGAGGCAGUACAGCUGUCUAUAAGGAGUAACUCAGAACAUUCCAAAAAUAAACACCUUUAUAAUGGUUGAGGUAAAAGAGCCAAUGUUGUUGUUGGGCUGAGUACGAUGUCCAGGAGGAUCAUCUUGAUGUUAUUGUACAGGAUGCAGUGGAGAGGAUCACAUAGAUACAUUUUCUCUGGGCCUCAGUGUUCAUAUCUGCAGAAGCAAAACAGUAACUAAGAGUGAGAAAAGGGAGUCCUCGAAUGUUGAAUGCAGUCAGACUUGCAUAUAUUCACUCCAGAUCAGUUUUAUAUUUCUGCUACAUGUAUUCCACAGCCAAGAGUAUUUAAAAACCACACUACAAAUGACUGAUGGUGCCACUAUCAAGCACCAAGGUAUUAGAUUUAACUGAAGUCUACCACUAAUGCCAGGGCACACAUCUACCAAUCAUCUGAGUGCUGAUCUACGAUCUGUCCAUAUAAUCUUAUUCAUUAUGAUUUAAAAGGCUAAACUGAUUCUAGACGAGCACUGAGGUGCUUUGUGGAUACGGACCCUGAUGUGACCAAUCAGAAGGCAACGCGUCCAAUUUCAGACGGGCUGAAUCGGGGUCAGAGAGACGGGCAGUGUGUGAUUGGUGGGGGUUGUUGGCGUGUCAGCAUGGGAUCAGUUUGUGUGUGUGCUCUAACAACUAAGCACCAUAAAGGACCACAUUGAGAAUAUGAUUGCAGGGACCUCCCCCUCUACCCAGGCACAUGGCUGUGGAGUCAAACCCAAAACAUGGCCUGGCCUAGCCAUGCCAUGUGCUCCCCUCCUACUGCAGCACUGUCAUAUGGCUCCACAGGCUCCCCCUGCUGGUAAAAAAACAGCAUGUAAAACAGACAAUGGUCAAUGAGCAGACUAUUUUGUAAUGACAUCUAUUCAGUGGAUGUGGCCCAAGCAGGAAUCUAACCCAAAAUGUCAGCAUUCCCACCAUGCACAUGUGAACAUGACUUUUCAUGAAACUGAACAACCACUCAAUUUAGCACAGGAUGAAAAUGACAAUACUCAAGUGACUACAUAUUGCCUCAUUUGUUUUACUAAUAGCAGGAACCAGCAUAGCAGGCACAAGCACUGCAAAUAGUUCCUGGAGUAUAUAUAUAUAUAUAUCUAUGUGUAAUAUAGUGAGGAAUGUCUUGUUUAUUGAUUGUGUUGUGGCAGUGAACUUGUUAAAACAAAGGCCUUUGGCAGUGUCAUGGUAGAGAAUUUAAAUGAGGCAGUUUGGGGUUAAAGGACAUUGUAGGGCAGUCACCUACGAAGCACUCGGACAUCUAAACCUCUUUCUCCAACCAUAUUAUCUGGUAUGCCUGGUCAUAACUUAUCUAGAUUCAAUGUUUGCCUUCCACUACACUUAUGACGACCUGUGUAGCCAACAUUAAACUUUUAACUUCUAGCACUUUGAUCUGCUACUUAACCACAAUUAAACUGGUUUACAAAUGGUGUCCCUCUUCACUUAAUCUGAAUGUUUUUACGUGUGUUUGUGAGAACAGUGGACAUGGUAGGAGUCUUCAUAUUAUGCUCAUAUUUAUAAAGAAAAUAUUAAAAAUUGAAUGGAUUGUGUGUAA
This is a messenger RNA of Oncorhynchus gorbuscha (pink salmon), 3799 nucleotides long. Its product is annotated as max-binding protein MNT-like. The record is from RefSeq and is a predicted model, not a curated record. The transcript has 8 exons. Gene Ontology annotation, biological process: regulation of transcription by RNA polymerase II. Gene Ontology annotation, molecular function: protein dimerization activity; RNA polymerase II cis-regulatory region sequence-specific DNA binding; DNA-binding transcription factor activity, RNA polymerase II-specific. Lineage: Eukaryota; Metazoa; Chordata; Actinopteri; Salmoniformes; Salmonidae. The coding region runs from base 1 to 1944 and encodes 647 amino acids.